GCGCGGCGAGGAGGCUCGCGCCCGGUGACCGCGCUUAGGGGCCGUCGGGACGAGACGCGGGCGGCGCGAGUCGGCCAGGGUGCCGCUCGCCGUGCCCCUCUGUUCUUCACCCGUCAAGGAUCCUGGGGAGGGUGUGGAGCCAGACCCCAAGAAGCAGCUGCGCAAAUUCGAGAAACUCCGCAGGUUGUGGACAAGCUGGUGACUAGGUAAGGAAGGCUUCAGGGGACCUUCCUGACCCAGGAACAGAACCCGCAGGGACAGUUUCCUGCGCUGGCAGGCGGAUUAUUCUUUACUGCUGAGCCAGCAGGGCAGCCCACUGUAAAGAAGGCACGUGACUGAUGAGCAGCGCGGCGAGGCUGCCGAGUGGGGCGGAGGGGCAGGCCUGGGAAACAGAGGACGAUGACGCGGCAGAAGGCGACCUAGGGUAUGGCCUCGGAAGAAGGCCUGGCGGCAUUUGUGAAGUGCAAGUUUCACAUGUAUUUAAAUCUAGAAAAAGAUCAGAUGGAAAGAAUUCUAGUCCUCCCCUUUUUUCAAGAAACGGGGACGAAAGAAACGGAGCCGUUUUUCAGUAUUCCAGACAGAAGGGCUUUCAAGAUACACACCUGGAAGGACCCCGAAUUCCCUGUCACAGGCGACAAAGUAGCUCCGAUUCUAAUUCAGAGUUGUCAAAUGUGGAUUUAAGGCAACGUCUUCAUGAAACUUUAGAGGAGGUAGAAAUUUUGAAAACUGAACUUGAGGCAUCUCAGAGACAACUUGAAGGUAAAGAGGAAGCAUUGAAAAUUCUUCAAAGCAUGGCAAUAUUUGGCAAAGCCACAAGUCAUACCCAGGCAGUGCUUCAAAAAACUAUGGAACAAAAGAGAUCCUUGGAGAAGGAAAUAAAUGCUUUGCAGUGGGAAAUAGAAUUUGAUCAGAAUAGAUUUAAAAAUAUAGAGGAAUCUUGGAUCCAAAAAUAUGACAGGCUAAACUGUGAAAAUGCAGUCCUCAAAGAAACUUUGAAACUAAAAACAGAAGAAAUUAAAAUGCUCAAGUCUGAAAAUGCAAUUUUGAAUCAACAGUAUUUGGAGGUGCUCGCCAUGCUUGAUAUCAAACAGCAGCAGAAGAUGGCUCAGGAAGACACCUGCCAGGAUAGAAGUGGCUUUACAGAGGUUUCAGGUCUUGAGCUUGCAGUGCUGGGAGCCUGCCUUUGUCACCGUCCCAGAGGGAGCCCCUGCGCUUGCGCCAAACUGGCCGCGUCCACUCGGAAAAUGCUCCUGCAGCUCAAACGGGAGCUGGAACUUCUGCAGAAGAGUAAAGAAGAAGCCUACAUAAUGGCAGAUGCAUUCAGAAUUGCAUUUGAGCAACAAUUAAUGAGGAAAAAUGACCAGGCACUAAGAUUGACACAAAUGGAUAAAAUGUGUAAGAAAGCAACAAAAUGGAUAAGUUGGCAGCACCUUAAAGAAGAUGGGUCACUAUCCCAAGGGAGUAAGAAGACCUUAGGGCAGAAAUUGUUGGGUAUGCUCCGUUCAGAAAACAGUUCUAAGAGUACCAAUGACCAGGACGAUCCUCAGGAAAUCUUUCAGAUGCUAAUAGACUUGUUGAAUGAUAAAGAAGAAGCUUUGGCUCAUCAAAGGAAAUAGCAGCAUGUGCCUUUCAGGAUCUUAGUUCCCCAACCAAUGAUUGAAUCUGUGCCCUUGGAAGUGAAAGCAGAGUCUUAACCACUGGACCAUAGGGAAUUCCCAGAGUUAACUUUUGUAUGGUAAGGGGCUUUUCCAUUUUUAAGAACUACUGAACAGUUACUGGGAGUGUAAAUUGAUACAGCUACUUUGGAGAAGUAUGACAGUAUCAAUGCUACUUGAAAAUGUACAACUGUGUAACUAUGACCUCACAAUUACAAUUCUAAAUAUGUACAACUCCUGCAUGUACAUAUAAACAUCUUUUUUUUUUCACAACUGUGAAAAAAUUUAAAUAACCUAAAUGUCCACGUGACAGAAUUCUAAAGAUGGCCCUCUCAUGAUUUCUGUCCUGAUUAUUCAAGCAUUCAAUCUAGGAACUGCUAUGAAGGGACGUUUAAGACUUACAAUUAAGCCUUUGGUGAGCUGACAUUAGUUUAUCAGGUGAGUCCUUAAAAAAAAGAAAAGGAAGAAUUUUCUCUAUUGGCAGCAGAUGAGGAAGCCACAGAUUUGACACUGUUGCUGGUCUGCAGAUGGAGAGUGACAUGCAACCAGGCAAGUGAACUGCCUUCAGCUAGCAAGGAUAAGAGGCAUGUGCAUUAAAACGACAUGAACUGUAUUAAUUAGGAAGCAGAUUCUACCUUAUAGCCUCAAAUAAGAGUGCAAAGUCCAACUGACAUCCUGAUAUUGGCUUAUGUAAAAGAAACAACAACAACAAAAAAUUACAGUUGAUUGAUGAGAGGUAUCUGACCUAUAGGGCUAGGAGCUAAUAAAUUUGUGUUACUUUAAACUGCUACAUUUAUGGUAACAUUUAUAUAGCAAAAGAAAAACAACAUGGUCUGUAAAUAGAGCAUGUGUAAGAUAUGAUAUCAUAAGAUGUGAUAUAUGCUAUAAAUUAUAUGGCAGCUAAAACAGAAACUAGAUUUAUAGGGAUUAACAUAGAAGAUACUUAAAAGUUCUGAGUAAAAA
This is a messenger RNA of Capra hircus (goat), 2618 nucleotides long. It is a transcript of the gene CCDC125, whose product is annotated as coiled-coil domain containing 125. Gene Ontology annotation, biological process: negative regulation of Rho protein signal transduction; negative regulation of cell motility. Gene Ontology annotation, cellular component: cytoplasm. NCBI's taxonomy places the organism in Eukaryota, Metazoa, Chordata, Mammalia, Artiodactyla, Bovidae. The coding region runs from base 339 to 1616 and encodes 425 amino acids. The transcript is spliced from 13 exons. The record is from RefSeq and is a predicted model, not a curated record.